Messenger RNA from Pan troglodytes (chimpanzee), 6148 nucleotides. RefSeq names its product asparagine synthetase (glutamine-hydrolyzing) (gene ASNS). Lineage: Eukaryota; Metazoa; Chordata; Mammalia; Primates; Hominidae. Bases 4331 to 6016 code for a protein of 561 amino acids. Gene Ontology annotation, molecular function: asparagine synthase (glutamine-hydrolyzing) activity. The record is from RefSeq and is a predicted model, not a curated record. The transcript is spliced from 14 exons. Gene Ontology annotation, cellular component: cytosol.
GGAAACCAACACAUAGAAAGGUAAAGGAACUUGCCAAAGGUGACGGUCACACAGCCAAAGAGCUGUAGAAGCAGCACAGGAAUACCAGCAAACUCACAGCCAAGCUCUGCUUUUCACCUUCACAUCAUACAGUCCUCAGACUAAAACCCUAACUCUGACCUUCCAAAUCAAAAAUCAUACUCAAGGCCGGGCGCGGCGGCUCAUGCCUGUCAUCUCAGCACUUUGGGAGGCCGAGGCAGGUGGAUCACCUGAGGUCAGGAGUUCCAGACCAACCAGGCCAACAUGGUGAAACCCCAUCUCUACUAAAAAUACAAAACUUAGCCAGGCGUGGUGGUGGGUUUCUGUAAUCCCAGCAUUUUGGGAGGCUGAUGAAUGAAAAUCACUUGAACCCAGGAGGCAGAAGUUGCAGCGAUCCAUGAUCAUGCCACUGCACUCCAGCCUGGGCAAGAGAGUAAGACUCUGUCUCAAAAAAAAAAAAAAAAUUGUGCCUAAUAAUAGCUUGGAAGAGCACAUAUCUUCUGUGAAGGUUGUUGGACUACAAUUAGCUUCAAAACACAAAUAAGUAACUGUGUUUAAAUGAGGCCUUCUGUGUAAUAACUAGGGAAAAUCAAUGUGGCUAUUCAAAUUUGUUUCCCCUUCCAGGCACAGAGAAGUUGCCCAUGACUCUGUGAUCCGUUUUGUCCAAUGAACCAUGAGCAGCAGCAGCAACUUGAGUCACCUCCAGGUGGAAGUGUUAAGAGGCUCUAUGAUCCACCACAUUCCCUUUCCCCUGAAGGGUGAUCAAGGACACAUGCAGAGAUGGGGCUUUUGUCAGCCUGGAUCCCUGAGUGAACACAAUGAACAGACCACCACACAAUGCCCUAACACAGCCCAGACAUGCAACGUGACCAAGAAUAAGCCUCACUGUGGCCAGGCAUGGUGGCUCAUGCCUGUCAUCCCAGAACUUUGGGAGGCCAAGGCGGGUGGAUCAUUUGAGGUCAGGAGUUCAAGACCAGCCUGGCUAACAUGGUGAAAUCCUGUCUCUACUAAGUACAAAAAUUAGCCAGACAGUGGUGGCAUGGGCCUGUAAUCCCAGCUACUCAGGAGGCAGGAGAAUCACUUGAGCCUGGGAGGCAGAGGUUGCAGUGAGCUGAGAUUGCACCACUGCACUCUAGUCUGGGUGACAGAGUGAGACCCUGUCUCAAAAACAAACAAAUACCUCACUGCAUGAAGCCACUGAGAUUUGGGGAUUGUUGUUACUGCACCAGAACCCAAAUCAUCCUGACCGCUAGGGUGUCCUAACUAGGGUUUCUUCCCAAAAGCAAAGGCAUUUUUAAAGUUCGUGACAUUUAAACAAAAGAGCAAAUACCAAUAUCUACCACUUUGUCAGGCUAACAAACCCAAACAAAGCCAACAGCCAGAAGUUAAAAUAAACAGAUCAUUAGGUUGAAAAUAGAACUGUAAAAACAGGCACAAUUGACUUCAUUUAGUGAUUGCAAAGAACAUCAGGCAAGACACAGGUGUGGUCAGCAUAACAUUUAUCACAUGCUUAAUUGCACAUGUUUGACUAAGAAAAACACAAAGUAUUUAAGCUCAUCUGUAGUUCAAAGUGCCUAUCCGUGUAUUUAUCUAUUCAUCCUGAUGUAUUUAUUGAGCAACUCUUUUGUGCCAGUCACUGUGCUGUGUUGCGGGAAGUCAGGGACCCCAAACGGAGGGACCAGCUGAAGCCAUGACAGAGGAACGUGGAUUAUGAAGAUUUUAUGGACAUUUAUUAGUUCCCCAAAUUAAUACUUUUGUAAUUUCUUAUGCCUGCCUUUACCGCAAUCUCUAAACAUAAAUUGUAAAGAUUUCAUGGACACUUAUCACUUCCCCAAUCAAUACCCUUGUGAUUUCCUAUGCCUGUCAUUACUUUAAUCUCUUAAUCCUGUCAGCCGAGAAGGAUGUAUAUCAUCUCAGGACCUGUAAUAAUUGCGUUAAGUACACAAAUUGUACAGCAUGUGUGUUUGAGCAAUAUGAAAUGUGGGCACCCUGAAAAAAGAACAGGAUAACAGCAAUUGUUCAGGGAAUAAGAGAGAUAACCUUAAACUCUGACCGCCGGUGAGCCGGGCAGAACAGAACCAUAUUUCUCUUCUUUCAAAAGCAAAUGGGAGAAAUAUCGCUGAAUUCCUUUUCUCAGCAUGGAACGUCCCUGAGAAAGAGAAUGCGCACCUAGGGGUAGGUCUCUGAACUCGCCCCCCGGGGCGUACCUGUCUCUUAUGGUCGAGAUUGCAGAGGUGAAAUAAACUCCAGUCUCCCAUAGCACUCCCAGGCUUAUUAGGAAGAGAAAAUUCCCACCUAAUAAACUUUGGUCAGACCGAUUGAUCUCAAAACCCUGUCUCCUGAUAAGAUGUUAUCAAUGACAAUGGUGCCAAAACUUCAUUAGCAAUUUUAAUUUCACCUUUUGCAUCUCCUCGAAAUGUCUGCCUUUGCACACUCUCCCUGAAAGAGGAGAGCAAGGGAGCCAGGAUAGAAAGUGAGGUGGAGAAGGGUAGAGCUCUGGACGGACAAGCAGGAGAUACACAGCACAACGAAGCACACUAGGUAACAUACCAAGCAGGGGAACCUGUCUUUCGCUACAUAGGCAAGAUGCUACAGGAAAUGGGCUCUGGGUUUACACAGAUUAUGACUCAAUUCUCUACUGUUGUGAAGCUGUGUUUGGAUAAAUCCCUCAACUUUUCUGAGUCUUAUUUUUUCAUUUGUAAAAUGUAGAUAGAAGACCUACUUUCCCACAUUGCUCUCAGGUUUAAAGUACGUCAAUUAGGAUACAGCAAAGUCUGUUUGAUACUGAAAACUUUCCAGCAAGAAUGAACCUUAGAACAAGUCAUCUCUCAUCUUUGCUCUUGCCUGUAACUACUAAGCGACUACUCCAUCUUCUGUUCUUAGGGAUUUUAAAUUGUUGGCGUUUUUGAUUUAGUCAGGAAUGCGUUGUAUGGGGAUAUCAAACCUGCAUGUUCUCCAAGCAUUGACUGUAGUCUGAUCAUAGUAGGUCGUGCACAUAUAAUUUUACUAUUUCUCAAUUUAUUUCGGUGCUGAUGUAAUUAGUAAAAUACGAUUUAAGAGUGUUAUGAUACUUUUUUUAAAUCGUGAUGUCUUUUCUUCAUCAAAGAGACUUAAAAGCACAUAAUCAUCUUGUGGAGGCAAGUUGACAAAAUCCUUUUUGAGAUUCUAAAAGGAAUCUUUGUACUUAAAAUGUUUAAGGACCACUGAUGUAUUUUGGCUUCAUGUAUCAAUUAGAUUUAGAUUUUAUUGUUUUAGAGAUGGGGGUCUCCCUUUGUCGCCCAGGCUGGAGUUGAGCUCACCUCAGCCUCAAACUCCUGGGCUCAAACUAUCCUUCUGCCUCACCCUCCUGAGUUGCUGGGACUACCAUGGUGUGCCACCAAUUUUUAUAGAGAUGUGAUCUCGCUGUGUUUCCCAGGCUGGUCUUGAACUCCCGGUUUCAAGUGAUCCUCUUGCCUUGGCUUCCCAAAGUGUUGGGAUUACAGGCGUGAGCCACCGCUCCUGGCCCCGAUUUAUUAAUAGAUCUUAUAAGGACAUUUUAGGCCUCACGCAUCAGUUUCUUAGGACAAGCUUUUCUCUGCACUGCAUAAUAAAUCAGACGGUAGUGCAACAAAAAAACGGUGAUGAUUUCCCGAAGAACAAACCAAGUUCAGAAGCCUCCCUAAUUGUCAGAACAGCAGGUAGCCUGGGCGGAGCUCUGAGGCUAUCCUUAAACAGGCGCACUGAGACGCAAGGCGCUGGAAACAAAAGAGCUCCUCCUUGCGCCCUCCCGCCGCCCCACUUAGUCCUGCUCCGCCCCGGACACCCCGCGGCCCCGCCCCUGUGCGCGCUGGUUGGUCCUCGCAGGCAUGAUGAAACUUCCCGCACGCGUUACAGGAGCCAGGUCGGUAUAAGCGCCAGCAGCCUCGCCGCCCGUCAAGUUGUCCACAUCCCUGGCCUCAGCCUGCCACAUCACCCUGACCUGCUUACGCCCAGCCUGUGGACAUUUUCGCGGUCCGGGUCCCUGCGGCGGACGGGUCGGAUCGUGCUCGUGGCCAGGGCGCAGUCAGGUGUCGCGUGGUCCUGAUCUAGGAAGAAGAGACUGCGGCCUUAUCACCGUCUCGGUGUCUGCUUUCACCUUCAACUGCCCCCCUCCUCACCUGGACCGCUCACCCUCCUCCUCCCCUCUCACCCCGCCAUCCCCACCAGUCCCCACCCGUCUCUGUAGACUGCAAGACUCAGCAAGUGACUUGCUGAGCAAACCCUGCCGAGAAGAGAUUUUCUUCAAUCACAUCUGAAUAAAUCACUUGAAGAAAGCUUAUAGCUUCAUUGCACCAUGUGUGGCAUUUGGGCGCUGUUUGGCAGUGAUGACUGCCUUUCUGUUCAGUGUCUGAGUGCUAUGAAGAUUGCACACAGAGGUCCAGAUGCAUUCCGUUUUGAGAAUGUCAAUGGAUACACCAACUGCUGCUUUGGAUUUCACCGGCUGGCGGUAGUUGACCCGCUGUUUGGAAUGCAGCCAAUCCGAGUGAAGAAAUAUCCGUAUUUGUGGCUCUGUUACAAUGGUGAAAUCUACAACCAUAAGAAGAUGCAACAGCAUUUUGAAUUUGAAUACCAGACCAAAGUGGAUGGUGAGAUAAUCCUUCAUCUUUAUGACAAAGGAGGAAUUGAGCAAACAAUUUGUAUGUUGGAUGGUGUGUUUGCAUUUGUUUUACUGGAUACUGCCAAUAAGAAAGUGUUCCUGGGUAGAGAUACAUAUGGAGUCAGACCUUUGUUUAAAGCAAUGACAGAAGAUGGAUUUUUGGCUGUAUGUUCAGAAGCUAAAGGUCUUGUUACAUUGAAGCACUCCGCAACUCCCUUUUUAAAAGUGGAGCCUUUUCUUCCUGGACACUAUGAAGUUUUGGAUUUAAAGCCAAAUGGCAAAGUUGCAUCCGUGGAAAUGGUUAAAUAUCAUCACUGUCGGGAUGAACCCCUGCAUGCCCUCUAUGACAAUGUGGAGAAACUCUUUCCAGGUUUUGAGAUAGAAACUGUGAAGAACAACCUCAGGAUCCUUUUUAAUAAUGCUGUAAAGAAACGUUUGAUGACAGACAGAAGGAUUGGCUGCCUUUUAUCAGGGGGCUUGGACUCCAGCUUGGUUGCUGCCACUCUGUUGAAGCAGCUGAAAGAAGCCCAAGUACAGUAUCCUCUCCAGACAUUUGCAAUUGGCAUGGAAGACAGCCCCGAUUUACUGGCUGCCAGAAAGGUGGCAGAUCAUAUUGGAAGUGAACAUUAUGAAGUCCUUUUUAACUCUGAGGAAGGCAUUCAGGCUCUGGAUGAAGUCAUAUUUUCCUUGGAAACUUAUGACAUUACAACAGUUCGUGCUUCAGUAGGUAUGUAUUUAAUUUCCAAGUAUAUUCGGAAGAACACAGAUAGCGUGGUGAUCUUCUCUGGAGAAGGAUCAGAUGAACUUACGCAGGGUUACAUAUAUUUUCACAAGGCUCCUUCUCCUGAAAAAGCCGAGGAGGAGAGUGAGAGGCUUCUGAGGGAACUCUAUUUGUUUGAUGUUCUCCGCGCAGAUCGAACUACUGCUGCCCAUGGUCUUGAACUGAGAGUCCCAUUUCUAGAUCAUCGAUUUUCUUCCUAUUACUUGUCUCUGCCACCAGAAAUGAGAAUUCCAAAGAAUGGGAUAGAAAAACAUCUCCUGAGAGAGACGUUUGAGGAUUCCAAUCUGAUACCCAAAGAGAUUCUCUGGCGACCAAAAGAAGCCUUCAGUGAUGGAAUAACUUCAGUUAAGAAUUCCUGGUUUAAGAUUUUACAGGAAUACGUUGAACAUCAGGUUGAUGAUGCAAUGAUGGCAAAUGCAGCCCAGAAAUUUCCCUUCAAUACUCCUAAAACCAAAGAAGGAUAUUACUACCGUCAAGUCUUUGAACGCCAUUACCCAGGCCGGGCUGACUGGCUGAGCCAUUACUGGAUGCCCAAGUGGAUCAAUGCCACUGACCCUUCUGCCCGCACACUGACCCACUACAAGUCAGCUGUCAAAGCUUAGGUGGUCUUUAUGCUGUAAUGUGAAAGCAAAUAUUUCUUCCUGUUGUAUGGGGACUAUGGGUAGAUAGGGGAACAAUGAGAGUCAACUCAGGCUAACUUGGGUGUGAAAAAAAUAAAAGUCCUAAAUCUAAAA